AGUAGAGGAAACAAGGACAUUGGAGUACGAGAAUCCAGGAAAUCCUCAGCAACUGGAAGUAACUUUACUUUGUGGUGGAGGUGGCGGGGCGCCUCCGGACAAUUGUGCCACACGACAUUCACCUGCACGGCUUCCGCUGUCUCUUCAGCCACGAAGGUGGAGCUGGCACUGGAACUAGGCAUGUACGAGAGCUCUUGCUCCUACCAGAGCGCUCUGGACCUGAAGCGGGUGUCCGCCGCUUGUCCGCCCGCGAUGCCUGCCAUCAAAAGCGAGGACUGCAUGAGCGCAGGGCUCAGCGGCACGGCGGGUGACUGGGCUGCGGGCUGUGCCUAUCGGUUCGCCUGCAACUCCUCCACGUUCGAGCAGCUGAAACAGUCUGUCGAGAAGGCCAAGGCGGCACUCCAGGACCGGAGCAGCUACCUGGCAGCGUCCAGCGCGUUCAGUGAUCUCGCUAGCUCACCUUUCGCUCCUCCGCCGCGUAACAAUGCGGCGACACAGGACCCCCUGCAGGACGCUCGCAGGGACGACACUAUCACCUCUGUCUCCGACAAAAGGACGCACAGUUUAGAGCCGCACUCUCAGAGCCGCGCAGAUAAGAACUCGAGCCACGGACAUCUGACUGCUUCGUCUUUGUCUGGUCUGAGUUCGUCGAAGGGCUACCACUCGACUACCAUCACGGAGUCUUUGCGUGUCACCAGCAAAGCAG
Molecule: messenger RNA, 706 nt
Organism: Cryptotermes secundus
Lineage: Eukaryota; Metazoa; Arthropoda; Insecta; Blattodea; Kalotermitidae
Exons: 4
Source: RefSeq, a predicted model, not a curated record